AUGAGAAAAAACGGGGUGGCUAAGAUAGCCAAGGCAGCAGCAGGCUCAGACGCCAGUCCACCAGUGAAAUCAGGCCGAUCUGGAUGUGUUCAUACGAGAGAAGAGAUUCGAACGAAAAAGUCAGUGAUCCUGCGGUCAUACGAGCUGGCGGUUCGACUUUCUCUAGCAGGUGGUGGUCUUUUUGGCGAAAAUAAUAGAACUAGUGAUAGGAGCCAUGGGAUCAAUAAUGGCAAUGACAAUGGUAAUAGAAGCGAAGGUUCUAUGUCACCGUCACCAUCAUCGCCUUCAAAACCUCCUCCAAGGAAACGGCCAAGAAAAGGAGAAACCGGUUCUGGGAACCGAGGAUCGAGUAUCAAUGGCAGUGACGGGGCCAACAGAUUCAACCCCAAAUGUGGAACAUGUAAUAAAUCAGGACCACUGUUUCUCUGUUUGGAAUGUUCAUUUACGGGGUGUAUCGAUCAUGUUAGAGAUCCUCAUAACCAGAAAACAGGUCAUAAACUGGGGGUGGAUAUUUCUACUAGAGACGGGUUUCUGUACUGUUUUGCAUGCGCUGAUUACGUUAUCGACGAUGACUUUGAACAAGUGAGGGUGAAAAAGAUCCAGCAGGUGUUUUCAAUAUCAGAUGCGACUUCAGAGGAUCCUCCCCCGAUAGAAGUGAAAUCGGUGCUAGAUGAAGACGACGAAGCCGGCUCGAACCAGUCAGGUCGGGUCAAACGGCAGACUGACGACUACGACAACGAUUAUGAUGCAUCCGACAAUAACCACAAACCAAGCAAAGACGAUAAAAACAGCAUAGGACGAGUAACAACAUCUUCAAAUGGAUUGAAACCGGGUGAAUCAGUGAUACCCAGUUUCCAAGCGACUACAGCACUCAAGGGGUUCUAUAACAUGGGAGCCACCUGUUUCAUGUCGGUGAUCCUGCAAUCACUCAUCCACAACCCUCUAGUACGGAAUUUCUUUCUUGCUGGAGGUCAUGACAGCGACGAAUGCGAACAGCCCAACUGUCUAGCGUGCUGUGUCGACCAGGUAUUUGCCGACUUUUUCGCCAACAGCAGUGUUCAAGGAUUCGGUAUGACUGCCAUACUAACAGCAUCUUUCAACCUCAAAAAGUCGCUGGCAGGAGCAUCAGAACAAGACGCUCAUGAGUUUCUACAGUUUAUUCUCGACGAAUUCCACAAAACGCAUUUCCAAGGAAAAGUGUUUGACAGUGUGACUGAAACAUGUCGGAAGCAUCCUCUACAUAUUAAACAAGAACAAGACCUCGAAACCAACGAAAGAGACAGGACUAGCACACCAACAAAUGGCGACGAGACCUGUCAGUGUGUGAGCCACCGGACAUUCUACGGACAAUUAGAAAGCUGUAUCCGGUGUCAAACCUGCGGGAACGUGACAGCCACAGUCGACCCGAUGAUGGACCUAUCACUAGAAAUCAAGGCAUUACCGAAGAAAUCGAAACGAACAAUCACUCUGAACGACUGUUUAGACCGAUUCACAGGAUCCGAGAAGCUCGACUCGACGUAUUUCUGCAGUCGCUGCGACACAAGACGCAUCGCCGACAAGCAGAUGUUCGUCAAACGACUUCCAACCGUCCUAUCCAUCCAGCUCAAGGUAAGCAAGAUAAGCAUCCGGUUCUGUCAUACACAUUUAUUACAAAUAACUAACACCAUUACAGAGGUUCGAGCACGCGAAGAUGUCGGCCAAAAUCGAAACUCGCGUCGAGUUCCCGCUGUUCCUGGACAUGAGCAAAUACACCAGCACUGGCUUGAAAGACUCGUGCCUGUCUUACGAGCUGUUCGGCGUGGUGUGUCACCAGGGCAGCAUCAACACUGGCCACUACACCUGUCUCAUGAAAACCCGCUACGGAAGUGUAAGUAA
This is a messenger RNA of Sugiyamaella lignohabitans, 1875 nucleotides long. It is a transcript of the gene UBP8, whose product is annotated as ubiquitin-specific protease UBP8. Gene Ontology annotation, biological process: protein deubiquitination. Bases 1 to 1875 code for a protein of 624 amino acids. The record is from RefSeq and is a predicted model, not a curated record. The transcript has a single exon. Gene Ontology annotation, molecular function: zinc ion binding; cysteine-type deubiquitinase activity. Lineage: Eukaryota; Fungi; Ascomycota; Dipodascomycetes; Dipodascales; Trichomonascaceae.